AAUGCGCCAACAUCUUCGAGACGCUGCAGAACGACUAUUACCAGGAGUACAAGUCCCUCGGUCUGGGCGAUCUGGCUGUGGCGGUCGUGCACCCCCUCCUGCGCGAGCAGCUCCGGGGCUGGGACCCUCUGAAGGACAGUACAUACAAACUGGAGGAGGUGGGGCAGUGACGUGCCAUUUUAGAAUCUAGCCAGCUUCACAACAGCAACCCUGACAGUUCCCACAUGGACCCAUACCACAGGCUGCUUUGGGAGGUCUGGAUCCUAGUAAUGAGGACCGCGGUCUCCCAGUGGCAGCCCAGGAACGUGGGCCCCAUGGUGGACUGUGUGGAGAGCUGGGCCCCCCUGCUGCCUCUCUGGAUCCUGGACAACCUGCAGGAGCAGCUCAUCUUCCCCAGGCGGCAGAGAGAGGUGGAGAACUGGAACCCCCUGACGGACAUGGUGCCCAUCCACUCCUGGCUGCACCCCUGGCUGCCGCUGCUGCAGGCCCGGCUGGAGCUACUCUACCCCCCCAUCCGCAGCAAGCUGGCCCACGCCCUGCAGCGCUGGCACCCCAGCGACGGCUCCGCCCGCCUCAUCCUGCAGCCCUGGAAGGAGGUCUUCACCCCCGGGGCCUGGGAGGCCUUCAUGGUCAAGAACAUCGUGCCCAAGCUGGCUCUGUGUCUGGGAGAGCUGGUGGUUAACCCCCAUCAGCAGCACAUGGAUCCUUUCCACUGGGUCAUGGACUGGGAGGGAAUGCUGUCUCUGUCCAGCCUGGUCGGGCUGCUGGACAAGAACUUCUUCCCCAAAUGGCUGCAGGUUCUGUGCUCCUGGCUCAGUAACAGCCCAAACUAUGAGGAGAUCACCAAGUGGUACCUGGGCUGGAAGUCCAUGUUCUCCGACACAGUGCUGGCCCACCCUCUGGUCAAGGAGAAGUUCAACGAGGCGUUGGAUAUCAUGAAUCGCGCCGUGUCCUCUGGCAUUGGUGUGUACCUGCAGCCGGGCGCGAGGGAGAACAUCGCCUACCUGACACACACGGAGCGCCGCAAGGACUUCCAGUACGAGGCCCUGCAGGAGCGCCGGGAGGCGGAGAGCGUGGCCCAGCGCGCCAUCGGAGCUGCGGGCGUGCCCACCAACUUCAAGGACCUGAUCCAGGCCAAGGCCGAGGAGAACAACAUCGUCUUCAUGCCCCUGGUGGCCAAGCGGCACGAGGGCAAGCAGCUGUAUACCUUCGGCCGCAUUGUGAUCUACAUCGACCGCGGGGUGGUGUUCGUGCAGGGGGAGAAGACCUGGGUGCCCACGUCGCUACAGAGCCUGAUCGACAUGGCCAAGUGACAUCCACAGACCCCAAACUGCAGUGGACAAAAAUAACACUUGUAUUUUGUUACCCUAUUUUUUUGUUGCCAUAAAGGAUAGGACUGUAAAAAUGUAAAAUGCGACCUCCUGGGAAAUGUAGUUGAAGAGCUGUUCUUGGGUGCUGUGGUCAAAGUGUCCUGUUUGUUUUGCUGAGUGUAUCGGCUUAUUCGUGACUGAGAGCAUACUCCCUCCACCCAACAGAAAUACUCCACCAUCUUAGAGCUGUUCCAUGUUCAGUUUGGCCUGAUCGCAUCUACCAAACGGAUGACAAAUAGAUUCAAGAUUAUCAUUUGUGGAUAAUGAAUAUUUCAUUUCAACAAUUUUAUUUAUAGUGUUCAAACUUUCUCUGAGUAGUUUACAGAAACACUUUUUAUUAUCGGUGACAGCAUGCGGCAGCUGGGAUGGGGAACUCUCAGUUGAGUAAAUAACUAAAAGACUAGUAAACUUUUAGUCUAAAUUCUGCUGGCAGGUUGGCCUGAUUAAGCCCGGUGGAUUUCCUGAUUUCCAUCUAUAAUGCAGGAAGUUUCUGGAGAAGCAGUGGAAGAGAACAAAUUGCUGGUUAAAGUUAAUGUUUGGUUGUUUUUUUAAUUGGAAUACAUGUUUGAAUAAAAUGAUCUGCUUGUUUUGA
Molecule: messenger RNA, 1962 nt
Organism: Conger conger (European conger)
Lineage: Eukaryota; Metazoa; Chordata; Actinopteri; Anguilliformes; Congridae
Product: tuftelin-interacting protein 11-like
Exons: 7
Coding region: 225-1313 (362 amino acids)
Biological process (GO): spliceosomal complex disassembly
Cellular component (GO): U2-type post-mRNA release spliceosomal complex
Source: RefSeq, a predicted model, not a curated record